Messenger RNA from Ceratotherium simum simum (southern white rhinoceros), 2149 nucleotides. RefSeq names its product solute carrier family 35 member A5 (gene SLC35A5). Gene Ontology annotation, cellular component: Golgi membrane. Gene Ontology annotation, molecular function: pyrimidine nucleotide-sugar transmembrane transporter activity. NCBI's taxonomy places the organism in Eukaryota, Metazoa, Chordata, Mammalia, Perissodactyla, Rhinocerotidae. Gene Ontology annotation, biological process: pyrimidine nucleotide-sugar transmembrane transport. The record is from RefSeq and is a predicted model, not a curated record.
AAGCGUAAUACUGAGUGCGCCUGCGCAAUGGGCAGCAGGUCCGCUCUCUACCAGUCGGGUUGUAUUGUGGUUUUUGUUCCGGAACAGGAGCGUCAGGGACAGAGGCUUUUUUUCUUUCCCAUAGCUUCUCCGCCUAUGGACCCUAAAAGCUACUGCUGCUGCUGCUGCGGAGCGAGACGGUUACUAGCUCAGCUCUAAGAUGCGCGCUCUUCCAUUAGGAGCUCUACGGCGGGAGUGAGGCAAUUAAACAACAGUGGAAUGGAAAGCAAGUGCUGUGGUCAUCCCAUGUUAAGCUCCUUGUCGACAAUGUAUACGUUCCUUCUAGGGACCAUAUUUGUUGCUUUAAGCUCAAGUCGCAUUCUCCUGGUAAAAUAUUCAGCCAAUGAAGAGAACAAAUAUGAUUAUCUUCCAACUACCGUCAAUGUGUGUUCAGAGCUGGUGAAGCUAGUUUUCUGUGCGCUUGUGUCAUUCUGGGUUAUAAAGAAAGAGGAUCAUCAAAGUAGAAACUUGAGAUGUGCUUCCUGGAAGGAGUUCUCUAAUUUCAUGAAGUGGUCCGUUCCUGCCUUUCUUUAUUUCCUGGAUAAUUUGAUUGUCUUCUAUGUUCUUUCCUAUCUUCAGCCUGCCAUGGCUGUUAUCUUCUCAAAUUUUAGCAUUAUAACAACAGCCCUUCUAUUCAGGAUAGUGCUGAAGAGGCAUCUAAACUGGAUACAGUGGGCUUCCCUCCUGAUUCUAUUUUUGUCUAUCGUGGCCCUGACCGCUGGGACUAAAACUUCACAGCAUAACCUGGCAGGACAUGGAUUUCAUCACGAUGCCUUCUUCAGCCCUUCCAAUUCCUGCCUUCUUUUCAGAAGUGAGUGUCCCAGAAAAGACAAUUGCACAGCAAAGAAGUGGACUUUCUCUGAAGCCAAGUGGAACACCACAGCCAGGAUUUUCAGUCACGUCCGUCUCGGCUUGGGCCAUGUGCUUAUUAUAGUCCAGUGUUUUAUUUCUUCAAUGGCCAAUAUCUAUAAUGAAAAGAUAUUGAAGGAAGGGAACCAGCUCACUGAAAGCAUCUUCAUACAGAACAGCAAACUCUAUUUCUUUGGCGUUCUUUUUAAUGGACUGACCCUGGGCCUUCAGAGCAGUAACCGUGAUCAGAUUAAGAGCUGUGGGUUUUUUUAUGGCCACAAUGCGUUUUCAGUAGCCCUUAUUUUUGUAACUGCAUUCCAGGGCCUCUCGGUGGCUUUUAUUCUGAAGUUCUUGGAUAACAUGUUCCAUGUCUUGAUGGCCCAGGUCACCACUGUCAUCAUCACAACAGUGUCCGUCCUGGUCUUUGACUUCAGGCCCUCCCUGGAGUUUUUCUUAGAAGCCCCAUCAGUUCUCCUCUCCAUAUUUAUUUAUAAAGCCAGUAAGUCACAAGAUCUGGAAUAUGCACCUAGGCAAGAAAGGAUCCGAGAUCUAAGUGGCAGUCUUUGGGAGCGCUCCUGUGGGGAUGGAGAGGAACUGGAAAGACUUACCAAACCCAAGAGUGAUAUUGAGUCAGAUGAAGAUACUUUCUAAUCAGUACCCAAAUACUUGGCAUCUCUCACAAACCUUAUUUUCACAUUUUCAGCAUGUGUAAUACUUGUCUUUUCACUUUGAUAAACCAAGAACAUUUCUAAAGCAUAAUACUGUUUGCAUAUAUCUAACCACUCCCUAAACGGUUCCAUCCAAGACUUAGAGGACCCAAAGGCUAAAAAGUUCUAAGGAACUGACAGAGGAGUGAUAGUAUGGAGACUGCAUUAAUGGCCCUGUACUUGAUAAGUCAGGAAGAUAUAUUCACAGAUUAUUUUCCUUGUCCUCCAAGGUUCCAAAAAACUUGUAAUAAUCACGUCAAGUGUACCCUAUAAACAUACCAAUAGAGGUCAGUUUGCCAGAUCAUCAUAAUCCUGUAGUUCUACUCUGCAUGCCUAAGUCUUCCCUUUUUUAUUAUUAUAAAUAUUACCUAGGUUGUCUGUGAAUUUUGAGGCAUUGGAGAGAGACAUUUUGCAAUUAAAAAAUGACAUGACUCUUUCUAAAAAAUUUGGUUGAAGGACCUUACUGUCUAGCCAAAACACUGAUUUGAGGGUAACCUAGUCUUGUGCUAAAUGUUUUGCUGAAGAAGCAAUUUUUCAGAAACAAAAUCUCAGAA